AUGAAACCGAUUCGAAUUUUCAGAGAAAGAUAUUCAAACGAGUUCAACGUUCUUGAUGCGGAAAUAUGGAAGCAUUACGAGUGCAAUCGACAGGUUACAUUUUCUCAUUAUUUUUCCGAUUAUAAUUCUGAUAUGGACUUGUGUCUAUGUAUUCCUAUGGACGUGGAGCUCGUUUAUUCCUCUGAACGAAUGUUUGUUUCCUCUUCAUCACCUUAUCAGGUACCUAUCAUUAAAAUGGCUCUGUAUCCACCAUAUGAGGAACUUGAUCUAGAUAUUAACAUUAACAACGUUGCUGGCAUCUACAAUUCCCAUUUGAUUCACUACUAUUCUCUCUUGGAUCAACGAUUCCCAGCAGUAUGCCUUUUAGUAAAACACUGGGCGAUCACAAACGGCAUUGGAGAUGCUGCGACUGGCUCAUUCAAUAGUUACUCCCUGAUUCUCCUUGUCUUGCAUUAUUUCCAAUGUGGAGUGCAUCCAGCAGUGCUACCAAAUCUUCAACAUUUGUAUCCUGAGAGGUUUGCUGGUACUCCGCCUCUAAAGCAGCUGAACUUGUUUCAACCAUUGAAUUUUUUACCAAAUCGACCUGGGAAUAAGCAGACAAUUGGAGAACUAUUGGUUGGGUUCUUCCACUACUACGCUUCAUUCGAUUUCGAAAAUGUAGCUAUUUCUAUACGCCAUGCCCAUGUAUUUCCGAGAUCAAUGUCGCCAGAUACUUUUAUCUAUAAAGUUUUUAUCGAGGAGCCUUUCGAUCGGAAUAAUACUGCCAGGUUGAAAUCUAUGUGUUACGAAGGCCUAUGUGAUGGAUCGCAUUCAGCGAGCAUUUCGCCAGGCAAGAGACGUAUUCUCAAAACAGCCACCUUCACUUCAAAGGAUAAAGGUUACUGUGUGAGCGGCCUCUGA
This is a messenger RNA of Haemonchus placei, 900 nucleotides long. The record is from the annotation of a GenBank genome assembly. Lineage: Eukaryota; Metazoa; Nematoda; Chromadorea; Rhabditida; Trichostrongylidae.